AUGACCAUCACCAAGGACCCUGCUGCUCCUCUUGUCGCUGUUGUAGGCGCUACUGGGACCCAAGGCGACAGCGUUGUCCUCGCCCUCACCGAAUCCGACAAACCAUAUCGAAUUCGCGCAUUCACCCGUGACGAGUCGAAACCCGCGGCGAAAGCAUUGGCGGAGAAGGGCAUCGAGGUGGUCGCGGUAGCAUUGUCGGUGGAGAAUAGCGGUGCCGUAUUCAAGGCGUUUGAAGGGGCGGACUAUACUUUCCUUGUCACCAACUGGGCGGAACACGGAGACCCACCACGAGAAACCACCGAAGGCAAGCUCAUGAUCGACGCUGCAAAAGCCGCAGGUGUCAAGGGCAUCGUCUGGUCCGGGCUGCCCAGCAUCGACGCUCUCCACGCGUCUCCGACUACGGCCGCGCUUCUGGUGUCCCUUUCGGUCGACAUCCAGGCUGGCGGGUACGCGAGCAACAUGCGCACCUUCAUGCGUCCAGUCAAAAUCUCCGAGGACACUUGGGCAGUCAAUCUUCCCCUGCCCCCGACAACGCGGAUGCCCAUUAUUGACGCUGAGCGAGACUAUGGCCUGUUUGUCUGUAAGGCACUCGAGCUGCCGGUCUUUCCUGACAAACAGACGUGGGCGACGUUUGGCGAGCUGAUCAGCUUUGAGGACCAGACGAAGCAGCUUUCGGAGGCGACUGGCAAGAAGGUCGUCUUCAACCAGAUACCAUCUGCAGUCUUUGGCGAAGGAGUCAAGAGUGCCGGUACUCCGCCACAUAUUGCGCUGGCCAUCGAAGAGGUCUUCACAUCUGUCGGCGAGUUUGGAUACUUUUCGGAAGGCACUGUGAUCUCGCAGGAGGGGCUCGCUCGCCAACCGCGCACGUGGAAGCAGUACGUGCAGGCUCAAGAUUGGAGCGAUGUGCUCCUUUGA
This is a messenger RNA of Mycena indigotica, 915 nucleotides long. RefSeq lists its product as uncharacterized. Lineage: Eukaryota; Fungi; Basidiomycota; Agaricomycetes; Agaricales; Mycenaceae. The record is from RefSeq and is a predicted model, not a curated record. The transcript is spliced from 6 exons. Bases 1 to 915 code for a protein of 304 amino acids.